AUGCCACGCGCCACAAGGCCACUCCCUGAGGGCUUCAUCCCCCUCACCCCCACCGCCACACGCAUAAAAUGCACCCUCUGCCACUACGACACCACCAUGCGCAUCUCCAGCGCGACGUCACACAUCAGGUCGUCCAGCCACCAAGCAGCACUCCGAUACGCCGCGCGCGAACAAGAGUCGAAAGAGAUAGACGACGACCGCGCUUGGUGCGAGGAGCGCUUCAAGUGGGAGGAACAAGCGAGAUUGGGUGAGCAAGAGCGACAAAAGCGGGAUGAGGAGGAGGAGGCGAAGGCAGCGAAGGAGAGGGAGAGGGAGAUCCUGAUAUUGCGUGGUGGGAGGUGGAUG
Messenger RNA from Schizophyllum commune H4-8, 345 nucleotides. RefSeq lists its product as uncharacterized. The record is from RefSeq and is a predicted model, not a curated record. NCBI's taxonomy places the organism in Eukaryota, Fungi, Basidiomycota, Agaricomycetes, Agaricales, Schizophyllaceae. The annotation marks the transcript as partial. The transcript is spliced from 2 exons.